AGCCACCGCAGCUCGAGUGGCAGGCACACCCCCCAGGUUCUUUUUUCAAUCACCGCCGCUCCGCGGGCUUCAGCGCCGCGAUGGGCUCGAGGCAGCUGGCCGUGGUGGCCGCCUCUGCCCUGGCCGCGACGUGCGCUGUUCGCCUCGGCUCCACCACGUUCGCCAUCGGGGGCCUCCGCGCGCAGGCCGGCGUCCCGGCGGGGCGCGCCGCCGCACCGCCCGGCGCACCCGAGGGCUCGGCGCCGCAGGCCGCCGCGCCGGCCGUGGGCACCACGGCCUCCUCGGCUUCGGCGUGGCCUUCGGCGUCGCGUUCGCGGCGAUGACCAGGUCGGUGACCCGCGUCUCCCGCCGGGCGGAGGGCAAGGAGAUCGAGGUCGCGGAGAAGGGCGGGGCGAUCACCGGGCCCGCGUACCUGGAGGGGAUCCCGCGCUCCCUCGUCGACAAGCCCACGCUGGACAGGAUCCUCGCCGUCACGCCGGUGGAGGAGUGGGACGACCCCUCGGAGGAGAGCCCGCUCUACGUCAUCAAGCUGCUCUCGGAGACCUACGGGCCCGGCAAGGCCACCAAGAUGAGGUUCUCCGACUUUGCCUACAUCAAGAACCAGUGCCUCCCCGCUGACGCCGGCGAGGUCGAGGACCCCUUCGUCACCGAGGAGGACUUCCAGCUCAUGAUGUCGGGCAAGCUUCCGCUGCAGAUCCCGGGCCCGGCGGGCUGGUGGGACGCCGGUUUCACAAUCAAUUUCCAGGGCCCGGAGCGCUUCUCCGGUGACCAGAUCCAGACCGCCGUCCGGGACAGCGCCUUCAGCCAGCAGUUCCUGGACAACCUGGCCUUCUACCGCCAGGGCCUGAAGCCGUGGCAGCGCGGGCUGGAGAUCGGCAUGGCCCACGGCUACUUCAUCAUCGGCCCCUUCGUGUCCCUCGGCCCGCUGCGCAACACGCCGGAGGCCGCCACGGUCGGCAUGCUCUCCGGCAUCGCCGUCAUCAUGAUCGCCAGCUUCGGCGGCCUGCUGCUCGGGACCACCCUCAAGCCGACCCUCUUCGACAAGCCCGGCGACAAGCCCGCGGCCGGCUUCCAGGAGAAUGAUGAUCUGGCACAUCAUCGGCGGCACCGGCGGCGCCGCGUUCGCCCACAUCCUGCUCACCCUCUUCGCGCUCUGAGGGCGGCCCUCCCUCUAGUGUUUUUUUGCUGUGGGGCGCAGCGAGCCGCCAAUCUCCUCCGCCUCCUCCUCCUCGGCGCGGCGGCGGGUCCCGCCCUCUUCUCCCCCUCUCCCCUCCCCCGCGUGUCGCUCGGUGCGCUGCCGGCGAGGUCGGUGCCCCUCCGCUCUCUGCGCGCGCUCCGGGGCCCUCCGCCGUGCGCCUCGGUGCGGGCCUCGGAGCGGUGACAGGGCUCGCGCUCCCUCGUGCCGCGCUCCUCGUGGCCACGUCUUGGCGGCUGCAAGCCGGUUCCACCGGCAAGGCAGCCAGGCAGUCCAGGAGAGGUGCCCCCUGGGGGGAUCGCACUGCCCCGCGGGAAAGUGGGCG
Molecule: messenger RNA, 1520 nt
Organism: Prorocentrum cordatum
Lineage: Eukaryota; Dinophyceae; Prorocentrales; Prorocentraceae
Source: the annotation of a GenBank genome assembly